Messenger RNA from Uranotaenia lowii, 1563 nucleotides. RefSeq lists its product as uncharacterized. The transcript has a single exon. Gene Ontology annotation, molecular function: nucleic acid binding. The record is from RefSeq and is a predicted model, not a curated record. NCBI's taxonomy places the organism in Eukaryota, Metazoa, Arthropoda, Insecta, Diptera, Culicidae. Bases 1 to 1563 code for a protein of 520 amino acids.
AUGGUCUGCGACAGCAUCGGGUUGCAGGACAACAUCUUUUUAUGGACCGACUCUACAAUUGUGCUGCACUGGUUGUCUGCUAGUCCAUCUUCUUGGCAGACGUUCGUCGGAAAUAGAGUUGCGGAAAUCCAAGAGCUAACAGCUCACUGCUCCUGGCAUCACGUUCCUGGUACCGAAAAUCCCGCUGAUCUGAUCUCGAGAGGUCUUGACAUCGGCGAUCUUAUCGACAGCUCGUUGUGGUGGAAUGGCCCUCCAUGGUUAGCAGAGGCGAAUCAACCGUGGCCAGAGGCACCUGAAAGCUUCGACAACAUCAAAGAGAGGCAUUUGGAGGCAAGAAAGGGAUUAGUUCUGUCCAUCGCAAAUUCGUCCGAGACAGACCUCAUCGAAAAUUUUUCGUCGUUCACUCGCUUGUUGAGAAUCGCUGCACUGUGCAGGCGGUUUUUCGCCAAAAUUCGUUACUGCCGACAAGUUAGAAAAUCAUUGCUUCAUCCUACUGAACCACCACUCCCUGGGCCUAUCACUGUAGACGAACUAAACAAAACACUCCUCGCAAUUGUACGCCGAGUUCAAGAACAAACUUUCGGCCAAGAGUUUGCUGCCUUGCGUUCUGAAAAACCGCUACCGUCGUCAUCGCCGCUUCGCUACCUGGCCCCCAAGCUGUGUGGUGACUUAAUUCGUGUUGGUGGCCGGCUCUCUUACGCAUCCAUUUCGUCAGAAGCAAAAAAUCCUCUCGUACUACCACGCAACCAUUAUUUGUCUCGUCUUAUCGCCGAAACCAUGCAUCGAGAUCAACUACAUUGUGGCCCCCAAUUUCUGCUGGCCACACUUCGUCAACGCUUCUGGCCGCUUGGUGGUCGGAAUUUGGUCCGCAGCGUCGUGCAUGGAUGUGUCACAUGCGUGAAAGCCCGCCCUCGGUCAUUAUCCCAGCAGAUGGGCCAACUUCCUGCUUUACGAGUCACCCAAUCUUAUGCGUUCGAAAACGUUGGGAUCGAUUUCGCUGGCCCAUUUUAUUUGAAAAGGCCGAGCCCACGGUCUGCGCCUGUGAAAUCGUAUGUGGCUGUCUUCAUCUGUAUGGCCACGAAAGCAGUUCACCUGGAGCUGGUCAGCGACCUGACAUCAGCCUCAUUCAUCGCAUGUCUCCGUCGAUUUGAGGGCCGGCGUGGCAGACCAGCAAACAUCUUCUGCGAUAAUGCCACAAACUUCGUUGGGGCUGAUCGAGAGCUGCGCAACUUAUUUCGAUCCACUGAACAUCGUCACGCAGUAGUCAACGAAACUGCCGAUCAACUAGUGCGAUUCAACUUUAUACCACCACGAUCUCCCUCAUUUGGUGGCCUUUGGGAAUCGUGCGUGAAGAUUAUGAAACACCAGCUUCGUCGUAUCAUCGGGAAUGCGUUCCGGAAUGCGGUCGAAGCCUGCCUCAAUUCGAGGCCAAUCACUCCAUUGACAUCCGAUCCAAACGACAUGAGAGUGCUCACCCCCGGGCAUUUCAUCACUGGUCGCCCCCUGAAUGCCCUACCCGAACGUGACGUAACGAACGCUCCAGAAGGCCUUCUACUCCGCUAG